UUGAGAAGAAGAACAAUGAGGAGAAGAAGAGGAGAAAGAAGCAGACAAAGAAUGGUCCUUUAGAUUUCAGAUGUCAACAAGUCAACUUGUUUUGUUCUCCCCUCGCUGAGACAAUAUCUUCUUCACACUUUCAGUUAGAGACCAGAACUCUCUCUCUCUCUCUCUCUCUCUCUAUCCAUUCUUGUCUGAAAUGGACCCAGAUGUUUCUAAUCGCAAGGACUUUCCUGUUGAUCCUGAUACAAGACGCAAUUCUGCCGACUGUGGUGGUAGUGGUGCGAGGUAUAAACUCAUGUCUCCGGCGAAACUUCCGAUCUCCAGAUCGGCUUAUAUCACUGUCCCUCCUGGCUUAAGUCCUACUUCUUUUCUGGAGUCUCCUGUUCUUCUCUCCAACAUUAAGGCAGAACCUUCUCCUACUACUGGUUCAUUGUUCAAGCCGCAAGCACUUCAUGCUAAUACAGGGAGAACAAUUCAGCAGAAUAUCUCUGAAGAACAAAAGUCUAGCGAAUUUGAGUUUAGACCUCAUGCAUCCAAUAUGUUCUCUGCAGAGGUAGACAAGCAUAGAAGUGGAUCGCCACUCCUCCAGUUUCAAAGUCAAGGCCAUAGUUCCAAAUACUCACCAUCUUCACUCACUGAGGCUGCAGCUUCCUCAACUGAGAUAAGCCGACAAACUGUUCCUCAUCAGACGACAACCUCGGUGUCUGAUAUUCCUGAGAGAUCUGAUCCAGAUGAAUCAGUUCAGACAUCCCAAAACGAUCUCAAAGCAACUGCACCGUCGAUCUUGGCUGAUGAUGGCUAUAACUGGAGAAAAUACGGUCAAAAACAUGUGAAAGGAAGUGAAUUUCCACGGAGCUAUUAUAAAUGCACACAUCCAAAUUGUGAAGUGAAAAAGCUAUUCGAAAGGUCUCAUGAUGGACUGAUAACUGAGAUUAUAUACAAGGGAACACAUGACCAUCCUAAACCGCAACCAAGCCGGCGAAACUCAGGUGGUCUUGUUAUGCCUGCACAAGAAGAAAGGCUGGACAAGCAUUCUUCUUUAAACAGCCGAGAUGAGAAGGGAUCUAGCUUCUACAACUUGUCUCCUCCUGCUGAGCAAAACGGUAAUCCAGAUGUAUCUGCUGUCUCUGCAAAUGACGAGGGUAAAGACGUUGCAAUGUUAAAUAGGAACAACGAUGACAUGGAUGACAAUGAUCCAUUCUCAAAACGAAGGAGGUUGGAUGGAGCAAUGGAAAUAACUCCACUUGUUAAACCAAUAAGAGAACCUCGUGUUGUUGUUCAAACUCUGAGUGAAGUUGACAUAUUGGAUGAUGGGUAUAGGUGGCGUAAAUAUGGUCAGAAAGUUGUAAGAGGCAACCCUAAUCCCAGGAGCUAUUACAAAUGCACGGCUACUGGAUGUCCAGUAAGAAAACAUGUGGAGAGAGCGUCACACGAUCCAAAAGCUGUUAUAACCACAUACGAAGGCAAACACAAUCACGAUGUACCAACAGCAAGGUCAAACAGCAACAACAACAACAACAAUCAUGACAUGUCAGUGCCCAGAUUCAGACCAGAAGAGACCACUGACACAAUCAGCCUCGACUUAGGUGUUGGAAUUGCAUCUGGCGAUCCUGAUCACACAUCAAACGAGCAUCCACAUCCUCAUCAGCAGCAACAACAACAUAUUCGUUCUGAAUUUAUUCACCAAACUCAAACCAAUGGAACUGCUGGAUUCAGGUUUGUUCAUGGACCUCCCAUGGGAUCCUACUAUGGCAAUAGCUUAAACGCCGGUAUCAAUCAUCAAUAUAACGGAUCAAGAGAAACCGCACCCGAGGCUCAAACAGGUGACAUCUCUUCCUCUUACCCAUAUUCACAUAACAUAGGGAGAAUACAGUCUGGUCCCUAGAUGAGAAUGGUCUCCACAAAGCACAGUAACACAAAAGGAGGAAAAACAUAGUGCUCCUUACUUUCCAUUCUUUAUCUUGAUUCUUCUUAGGUUAGGAAUGGAAUAACACUGUUCUCUGUAAUUUAUGAUCUAUAUAACUGUACCUGUAUGUAUGAAUAUCAAGACACACUAAGAUAGAGAUGUUGGUCUUAAUCUCCCAACAUAUUUGUUUGUUUUUUUCUUGAA
Messenger RNA from Capsella rubella, 2104 nucleotides. Its product is annotated as probable WRKY transcription factor 20. The coding region runs from base 191 to 1879 and encodes 562 amino acids. The transcript is spliced from 6 exons. Gene Ontology annotation, biological process: regulation of DNA-templated transcription. The record is from RefSeq and is a predicted model, not a curated record. Gene Ontology annotation, molecular function: DNA-binding transcription factor activity; sequence-specific DNA binding. Lineage: Eukaryota; Viridiplantae; Streptophyta; Magnoliopsida; Brassicales; Brassicaceae.